AUGGGAAAACAGGAAGAUUCACAAAGUUCUGAGUGUAUAAUCAUCGUACCAAGACUAGACCCAAGUCCAAUCACUCUUGAGGAUGCGGUCUCCAUCAGCCCCACAGUCGAAUUCAUUGGGGCAACGUCGACCGAGACGCCUUUAGUCGUGACUGGCGGACCAAUUUCUAUCGUGCCCUCAACCCCAAUGCAUCUGGGAGUAAUAGGCAGGUCAGCAAAUACGGCCACAGUCGAAGUCAUUUCCCAUCCCAGUACGGAGGAGAUGAUUACCGUUCUUAAGCAAACCGAUUUGGGCCACUCGAUCUUGCCACAAGAAGCACAUGACAGUCACAUGCUCACAAAGUUAACCAGUACCUUACCUGGAACACUGACUACUGAAUAUACACUGGCUAGCUUGAGAAAUAUGGCUAAAUUUUCCGACAAAAAACAAGCUAUUUUGGCCAAAGAGUCCAUGGAAAAUCUAAUUGAUUCCAGCCCUUGUGUCGUCGAGGAAGUGGCUCUUCCAUCGAUUCUCCCAGGCCAGCAGUCACUGAGGCCAGAGAUCAGCAGAACUAUUCGUACUUUUCAGUUCGAUCAGUCAGUGAUUCAUCGUGACCAAAUGUUAACCAAAGAGAUGGCUCGUCUAAGAAGCGAAAAACAAGCCUAUUAUGAACGUUUUAAGGACUUUUUCCUCCCUAUCGUGGCUGAAGGACAUAAAUUGUCACUAUCAGCAGAGGACUCAUUGGCGUUGUCCUCCAGAGUGUCGCAAAGUCUCGGAGCGCGUCAGAACCAAACGGAAGCAUCAAGCGAUCACUCUGCCACAAUAGAAACUCAGCUCCACAGAUGGAGCUCCGACUUUACCCGAAUCUCCAGCACCUCGUCAAGGUCAUCAGGUUAUACAGAAAUUGAGCAGACCUGUACUGUCCAUCAAUUGGACAGUCUGGUCUGUAUCAUGGUUGCUCUGGAGAUAGUCUCUCCGCACUCGAACUACGAGCUGGAGCUGAUUGAACGGCGUCUCGAAAUGAUCGAACGUCAACUCGACAGCACCAGAGCUUGUGCUUCAUAUGCGCGUCGACUGCGUCGUCUAAUGACCAACCGGGAGAAGGAACUUGCCAUUCUGUGUGGCAGAAAGGUUUCCGAUGCCACAGACGUGGGGCCUUUCGCCUCUAAAGGCUCAUUUUUUGCCAACGACGAUGAUGCUGUUCUGUUGACAGCGUUCGUCUCUCUUAUACUCUCGCUGGUCGCUCUUCAUGCUACCGGCUCGCCAGGACUGACGGAUGUGUUGGUUCGACUUCGUAAAAUCAUCCUAGAAUUGGCAGCUGGGUACUGGGAGUACGAGUGGCCUGCCGUAAGUGUGGAUCGAGACAAGUUGCUGGGUACCAAAAUGCUGCAGAUUAGGCCCCCUCUAAUUAGCCUGAGACGGAAAGAGGCUGGUCUGCAUUUCAUACAGUUGAGAAGGCAACCAGAAUCAAGAGGACUGGGCGCUUUUCCUGAUUUAGUGACAAGUUCCGGACAUUUUAGCAGGAAAACCGGCUUACUUGAGAGGCAAACAGAAACUAUGGAGAAAGGCACUACCAAUACAGUCCCUGACGCCGAGGCCUUGACUAGUCUUCCGGUUGUUCAACGGAAAUUCAUGCAAAGCGGACAGAUAGAGACUUUGGUGAAGGAGAAUCUCCCAAAAGUUGAGGGUCUCAUUCCACAAAAUGCAGGUGUAGGGAAGGAAAGCAAUAGGGACAGGAGUAUGCCAUCAACAAAAUCGUCAUUAAUUUCAUGGGACUCUGGACAUACUACUUGUAAACUACAUGGUGAGCAGAUACAAUUAAACACUUGCCUACGGGAAAGACGAUAUGAAUCGACUGAAGCGACCGGAUGGAUAGAAUCUGAUGAAAAGCAUGGUGGCGAAAGCAAAGACGCCAAAUUAGAGGCGACCCAACAGAAGGAUGGGAAGCAUGCUAUGAGCACAUCAAGAGGGCAGGUCAGUAUUUCACACCUUUUAAGAGAGUUAUAG
Protopolystoma xenopodis is the source of this 1986-nucleotide messenger RNA. The record is from the annotation of a GenBank genome assembly. NCBI's taxonomy places the organism in Eukaryota, Metazoa, Platyhelminthes, Monogenea, Polystomatidea, Polystomatidae.